Messenger RNA from Polistes dominula (European paper wasp), 1656 nucleotides. RefSeq lists its product as uncharacterized. Gene Ontology annotation, molecular function: DNA binding. Lineage: Eukaryota; Metazoa; Arthropoda; Insecta; Hymenoptera; Vespidae. Gene Ontology annotation, biological process: regulation of transcription by RNA polymerase II. The record is from RefSeq and is a predicted model, not a curated record. Gene Ontology annotation, cellular component: nucleus; transcription regulator complex.
UAUAAUAGAAUGACCAAUGUUCUUGGUCAACAAAGUUAAUAAAUUAAUAUCAUCAUAUUAAAUCAAUCAAAUGAAAAAUUAACAAAUAUUUUUGAUGAAUGUCGUCAUUUUGAAUGAACAUUUUCUUAUUAAUCACGUGGAUAUACUUUCGAUAAGAAUUAGAAUUAUACGCCAUCUGCUUGCCAGCGGCGCCACUAAUGCGGCACCACUAAUGCGGCGCCACUUCUCUCUAUACGUGGCUCAAGUUUGCUAGAGGUUAUUUUGUUUGUUGAUUCGUAAACACUGCGAUCACGCUUUCUAUAAAUAAGAACGAAAUGUGCUGGCAUUUUCAUUGAGCAUAGCAUUUCAGCUCAACAACACGAUUCGAUUAAAACGGUUAAUAAUAAUAAUAAUAAUAAUAAUAAUUGGAUUUAUGCAAGAUUUAUUAUUCGUUGUGUGCCAUUAUUUGUUACUCUUUGUGGCGCCACCGAGUUGCUUUGGCAAAGUGGUCUAGUGUGGCGGCGUCUAAUGUGGCGUCUAAUGUGGCGCGCGCUAAUAUACCAUCAUAUUUUCACAAAAACAUGGAAGAUAUUAUCAAUAAUAUAAACAUUGAAGAAUUUAUUUCACAAAUUGAAGCACGUCCAGCUAUUUGGGAAUUAUCGAGUGACGAUUAUAACAAGAAAGCUGCUAAGAAGUACGCUUGGGAAGAAGUUAUUACCAAAUUUUAUCCUCAAUUUGAAAGAACAUCUAGCUCUGAGAGAAAUAAUAUUGGUAACAUUAUCAACUACAACAUUAUCAACUUUCUCUAUAUUUAUACUGUUCUCUUGUUUAUGAUUAUUUGUAUUUUUGCAGCCUUACGCUUUCAGAGAAAGUGGAAAAGUUUGCGAGACUGUUAUUCUAGAGAAUUAUUAAAAAUAAAAAAGGAGAAGGGAGCUCCAGCUAAUCGAAAACGCUAUAGGUAUUAUAAUCAAUUGAGUUUUUUACAAACUGUUGUAAAGCCGAUAUCGGUAAUAGAAAAUGUUGACAAUUGUUCACAAAUGUUGACUGUGCCUAUUAAAAAAGAAACAGAAGAGCAAAGAAGAGAUACGGAAGCUUCUAUUAAAUCAGGUUCUCGUAAUAAGAAAAGUACAUCGUCGUCGGAUAUGAAACAAGUUUUGGAAGAAGAUACGAAACUGUCGGAGGAGAAUCAAAUGUUUGUAAAUGUUGCUGAAAAGUUAAUAAGAGAACGUUGUCAAGAAACUAUGGAAAAGGACGAAGACACUUUAUUUGCGUUGUCGUUAGUAGCUGAAUUAAAAAAGAUACCAGACGAUAUUAAGUUUGAUGUUAAAUGUGAACUAUUAAAGGUAUUUAAGAAAGCUAGAUUCAGUCUAAGCUUUCGCCCUUCUACAUCUACACCCUCGACAUGUUUGGUUCACCCGUUAAAUUUUCCACCAUUAAGCAAUCAAUGCCAAUUGAUGCAAGGCUUUAGACAAAGUAGUCAAUCCAAUGCAAAUAGAUUCACUACUACUCAUACGCAAACUGCUACCUCUACGUAUCCACAAACUCAAAGUCCGUUAUCAUCUAACGUACAGACGCCUUCACCUACAUCUUCACAAACGUCACAAAAUUCGUAUAUCGACUUUGCCGAAAAUAUGUAGUUUCAUAUAAAUAUACCAGAUCCAUGGAUAAUAAUUUAUA